ACUUAUGAAUAAUUAGUAUCGAGGGCUAUGUUUAAGGAAUAUGACAGGAUAUCUACUACGGAUAAUGAACUAGCCACCAUUAAAUACAUCGGGAAAUUACCAGAGUCUAUUUGGGGCCCAGAUGUUAUAGCAUUAGGAUUAGAAUGGGAUGAAGCAGAAAGAGGGAAGAAUAGUGGAUCAAUUGAAGGUGUUUCAUACUUUAAGACUGAUAUUGAAGGUGCUGGAUCAUUUCUCAAAUCAACCAAUAAGAAAAUCGUCAAGGAAAGAUACGAUUUUAUUGAAUCACUUAUAAGACAGUAUGCAAAUGAAGAAAAUGAAACUAUUCUUAAUAAAUCAAUUGUAUUUGGAACUAAAAUCGCAGAAAGCUAUGGAUUUCAUAAAUUGAACUCGAUCCAAUCAGACUUUAAGAAUUUACCUUCUAUUUCAUUGGAAAGGAAAAAUAUUUAUAAAAGCUUUAACAAUAUUGAAAAUUCAAAGUCGAUCCUUGCUAAUCUCGUAAAUGUUACUAAUUUAGAUUUAAGUUUUAAUCUUUUCAAUGAUUUAAAUGAGGUAUGGGGGAUCAUUGAUCACUUACCUAAUCUCGAAAGUCUAAAUCUUAAUGGUAAUCGAUUUUUCAAUCGUGAAUCAACUCCUACAACAAUCCAUCCAAAGAUCAAACGUUUAAAGUUGGCAUCAACUAACAUAAAGACAGAUCAGGUUACGAAACUAGUUCUACCGAAGUUUGUGGGCUUGAGAGAUUUAUCUUUAGCAGGUAACCAGUUUAAUGAUGCAGAUUUGGUAGAUUUUACCACACCUCAUUUAAGUUUAGAAGAUAUUGAUUUAUCGUACAACAAGAUGACCAGAAUUCCCGAGUUUCUUGAAUCAUGUAUAAAUGUUCAUUCAAUCAAUUUAGCUCACAAUCAAAUCAAAGAUGUACAAUUGGAAACAAAUCUUGAAAAAAUUUACCAUUUAGAUAUACGACAUAAUGAAAUCCAAGAUUGGACAACAAUUGAUAAACUUUCACAAGUAUUGCCCAACUUGAAACUGCUUAGAAUCAAUGGGAAUCCAAUUUUCAAGGAUUUAUCCAUUGAGGAAAUGUUAAUUAACCUAGUAGGUAGGUUUGAAUGUCAACUGUAUAAGGAUAAAAGCAAUACCCGAUUGUGUAAGAUCAAUGGAAGCUUUCUUAAUGAAGACGAAAUACAAAACUUUGAGUUGUAUUUUAUAUCAAAAGUUAAACUGGGAGUAUACCGGUUCAAUAUGAGAAGUGAAAGAUGGAAUCGAUUAAUGACCAAGUAUAAGAUGGCACCUAAGCCAGAGCUAAAACCUCAAACUAUAAUCAAAAAUCAAUUAUCUUUCAAAAAAAUAAGGCUAGUGGUUCACUUGAACGAAGAUACGAAGAUAAACCGAGUUUUUUUAAUUGAUAAUACCGUACUAAGAUUGAAAGGAAUUAUUUCCAAACAUCUUCGAAAAUCGAUAUUGAAAAUUAAUAUUUUUUACUUCAUUAAUGAAUUCGAAGAAUCCAAAGAGUUAAAGAUCAAACAAUAUUUAGACGAUGAUUUAGCUCUCUUAGAUAGUUUUGGGUUUUAUCAACAGCAAAAUUUAUACGUUUCACUAAAAGAAAUAACAGUGUGA
This is a messenger RNA of Hyphopichia burtonii NRRL Y-1933, 1611 nucleotides long. RefSeq lists its product as uncharacterized. The coding region runs from base 28 to 1611 and encodes 527 amino acids. NCBI's taxonomy places the organism in Eukaryota, Fungi, Ascomycota, Pichiomycetes, Serinales, Debaryomycetaceae. The transcript has a single exon. The record is from RefSeq and is a predicted model, not a curated record. Gene Ontology annotation, molecular function: protein binding.